Molecule: messenger RNA, 9165 nt
Organism: Meriones unguiculatus (Mongolian gerbil)
Lineage: Eukaryota; Metazoa; Chordata; Mammalia; Rodentia; Muridae
Gene: Smad2
Product: SMAD family member 2
Exons: 11
Coding region: 323-1726 (467 amino acids)
Biological process (GO): BMP signaling pathway; transforming growth factor beta receptor signaling pathway; SMAD protein signal transduction
Cellular component (GO): heteromeric SMAD protein complex
Molecular function (GO): DNA-binding transcription factor activity, RNA polymerase II-specific; I-SMAD binding; RNA polymerase II cis-regulatory region sequence-specific DNA binding
Source: RefSeq, a predicted model, not a curated record
CCCCGGCCCUGCCCGCGGCGCCCGGCCUCCUUCCGUCCCCGCCGCGCUCCCUCCGUCUUCCGUGCGCGCCCCGCUCGGCCGGCGUGCCUCACGCCUAACGGGCGGCCGCGGGCGCCAAUCAGCGGGCGGCAGGGUGCCAGCCCGGGGCUGCGCCGGCGAAUCGGCGGGGCCCGCGGCUCGGGGAGGGAGGCGGGGCUAGCGCGCGCGGUGGCGGAGGUGCAGCUCGCCAGCCUGCAGCUCGCGAGCGCCGAGCGAGCCGCCCGGAGGGUAGAUUUACCAGGCUGUUUCUGAGUGUGGAUUGUUACCCCUGCCUGGUAAGAAAAUGUCGUCCAUCUUGCCAUUUACUCCGCCAGUGGUGAAGAGACUUCUGGGAUGGAAAAAAUCAGCCGGUGGGUCUGGAGGAGCAGGUGGCGGAGAACAGAAUGGACAGGAAGAAAAGUGGUGUGAAAAAGCAGUGAAAAGUCUGGUGAAAAAGCUAAAGAAAACAGGACGAUUAGAUGAGCUUGAGAAAGCCAUCACCACUCAGAAUUGCAAUACUAAAUGUGUUACCAUACCAAGCACUUGCUCUGAAAUUUGGGGACUGAGUACACCAAAUACGGUAGAUCAGUGGGAUACAACAGGCCUUUACAGCUUCUCUGAACAAACCAGGUCUCUUGAUGGUCGUCUUCAGGUUUCACAUCGGAAAGGGUUGCCACAUGUUAUAUAUUGCCGGUUAUGGCGCUGGCCGGACCUUCACAGUCAUCAUGAGCUCAAAGCAAUUGAAAACUGCGAAUAUGCUUUUAAUCUGAAAAAAGAUGAAGUAUGUGUAAAUCCUUACCACUACCAGAGAGUUGAGACACCAGUUUUGCCUCCAGUAUUAGUGCCUCGGCACACAGAGAUUCUAACAGAACUGCCGCCUCUGGAUGACUAUACUCACUCCAUUCCAGAAAACACUAAUUUCCCAGCAGGAAUUGAGCCACAGAGUAAUUACAUCCCAGAAACGCCACCACCUGGAUAUAUCAGUGAAGAUGGAGAAACAAGUGAUCAGCAGUUAAAUCAAAGUAUGGACACAGGCUCUCCAGCUGAACUGUCUCCUACUACUCUCUCUCCUGUUAAUCACAGCCUGGAUUUGCAGCCAGUUACUUACUCGGAACCCGCAUUUUGGUGUUCAAUAGCGUAUUAUGAACUAAACCAGAGGGUUGGAGAGACCUUCCACGCAUCGCAGCCCUCGCUCACUGUAGACGGUUUUACAGAUCCGUCAAACUCAGAGAGGUUCUGCUUAGGUUUGCUCUCCAACGUUAACCGAAAUGCUACUGUAGAAAUGACAAGAAGGCAUAUAGGAAGGGGAGUGCGCUUGUAUUACAUAGGUGGGGAAGUUUUUGCCGAGUGCCUAAGUGAUAGUGCAAUCUUUGUGCAGAGCCCCAACUGUAACCAGAGAUACGGCUGGCACCCUGCAACAGUGUGUAAAAUUCCGCCAGGCUGUAACCUGAAGAUCUUCAACAACCAAGAGUUCGCUGCUCUGUUGGCGCAGUCUGUUAACCAGGGUUUCGAAGCUGUUUACCAGCUGACUCGAAUGUGCACCAUAAGAAUGAGCUUUGUGAAGGGCUGGGGAGCAGAGUACCGGAGGCAGACAGUAACAAGUACUCCGUGCUGGAUUGAACUUCACCUGAAUGGCCCCCUGCAGUGGUUGGACAAAGUGUUAACUCAGAUGGGAUCCCCUUCAGUGCGAUGCUCGAGCAUGUCCUAGAGUCCGCCACCAGUCAGGCUCAUCAGAGACUCCGUGCAACAACUCUUCCGUCGUAGUGUUUGUGUAUGAUCCCGUGGACUGUUCGCUAGCCAAAAAUUCCAGAGCGAAAACAGCACUUGAGGUCUCAUCAGUUAAAGCACCUUGUGGAAUCUGUUUCCUAUAUUUGAAUAUUAGAUGGGAAAAUUAGUGUUUAGAAAUGCCCUCCCCUAAGGGGGAAGAGAAGACUGAAAGACUUGAUGUCGUCUUGUUGGGCAUAAGACAGUGUCCCAAAGGUUAUUAAUAACAGUAGUAGUUAUGUGUACAGGUAAUGUAUCAAGACCCAGUAUUGCAGUACUAUGCUGUUUGUAUACAUUUUUAGUUUGCAUAAAUGAGGUGUGUGUGCUGCUUCUUGGUCUAGGCAAGCCUUUAUAAAGUUACAGUACCUAAUCUGUUAUUCCCACUUCUCCGUUAUUUUUGUGUCUUUUUUAAUAUAUAAUAUAUAUAUCAAGAUUUUCAAAUUAUCGUUUAGAAGCAGAUUUUCCUUGUAGAAACUAAUUUUUCUGCCUUUUACCAAAAAUAAACAAACUCUUGGGGGAAGAAAAGUGGAUUAACUUGGAAAUCCUUGACCUUAAUGUGUCCAGUGAAUCUUAGCAGUCAUUCUUUGUGUUUAUUUCCUGCCGAAUUGCAUUAGAAGGAGACCUUACUGGAAACUUCCAAGCUCUUCAUCACAUUUCUGUUGAUACAAAACAGUACAGCGUGAUAUCACUCUGGUAAAAAGUUGUACUGAUGGCUUCUGGGGUAGUUAGUUAAACCUGAGUCCGGUAAAGGUUUGCAGAGAGUAAGUCCUUUUGUUUUAUAACCAAACUUCGGCAGAUAAUAACUGACUUGUAUAACCUGUUGGUCUAUUGAUUAACUUUUGUCUCAAAACAUGCACAGGUGGCAGUAUAAUUAUUUUCAGGGCUAUUCUAGAAUCAUCUCAGUAUGUGUUUCCUUCUUCCAAAGUCAGUCUAAUAAUAAAGUACCUUUCUGUAAAGGCAGCCGACCUUCUGCCUCGUUGUAUUAUAAAGUGGACCUUUUGUAUGUGGAGUGACGCUGAGGUAUGGUCAGCAGAUAGGGCCAUCAAAGUAUAUUCUAUGUAUUUAUGAAUGGAAUGUUAUAUAAUUUCAGAUUUUUAAAGAUUGGGAGCUAAGCCUUUUAGCCAGAUAUUUAGCCUGCAGUUGCCUGGAGUCUGAGCUCUUCUUGACUAGUCCUCAGUGUGUGGUUCACUGACCUUUCUGUUCUGCAGUAAGGAGAUCCCAGCUGCUCUGUUGGUCCUCCAUUGUGCGGCACACAACACUCAUGCCCAGUGUUGACUCCUUUCUUGUUUGCAACUCUGUAUAAAUGGAAAAUAUUUCCUGGUCUCCUUUUUGUAAAUUUUCAUAUUUUUGCAGACAGACACCUUUGAUACUUACUCUUUGAGAUCAUUCUCACAUGUAUGUAAAGGUAUCAUUUUGAUGCUUUUCAACACUUGGUUGUUUUCUAUUUGGUAUUUUCCAUUUUCCUAUAUUUGUGUAUGUGUUGUUCAUGUAAAUUUGGUAUAGUAAUUUUUUAUUCAAAUAUUGUUCACCUGUUAAUGUGCCGUGAACUUCCUUAACCUUUGGGUGAAGGUGAACAAGAUAGCUGUGGGACCUGCCUUUGCUGAGACAGCAGUUCGUUUAAUGCAUAUUCAUGUGUCUGCAUAGUGUGUAAGCAGGUUGCUGUGUGGACAAUGGCAGGGUGCUUCUGGUUAGCAGAGGGAAGUCAUCUGGGAAAGCGAUGUUUGAGCUAACCCUGGCCUAGAAGGAGUAAGCCAUGUGAAGAGCCGUAGGAGAUCAGCACUGCUGGGACAAUAUCAAACCCAGAGGCUCAGGCUCAGAAAUUGACUAUCAGGCAUCGUAAUUGUGCACACACCUUUAUGUGAAGGUGAGGUUGUUCUUCAGAUUAUAAUCUGUAGAAGGUGUCACUGCUCUGUGAUAGGUUGCUCCUGUCAUCUCACUGCAAUCUAUUCCUCAGACCUUUGUUGUAGAGGUUUCUUUCACCAGGUCAGUGCCACUUAAUUUAACAACUUCCUUUAUGUAAAUAUUCACUAGUAUGGAGCCCCACUGCUUGCUUGUGGACUUGUUGCUGCACACUGAUUGUCACUCCUUCUGGUGCCCAUCUGGUGAGAGAGCAAAUGUCCUGGGCGUUAUUGCUGUUGAGCCUGCCGGAGAUAAUAACUGUAAACUGCCCCUCAUUGAAGUGUUCACAGACUAGAAAACUUGUGCUGUCAGGGGACAGUUCUGGGAGCAGAGGACAUGCUAAACGAAGUGAUGCCAACAGUAGUACACAUUUCCAUGAUUUGGGUUAAGGUGUAGCUUUUCUGUACAGUGUGAAAUGGACACCUGCACCAUUGAGCAUGGACUGACACAGCAUGAACUCUCGUGUGGAGAGUGUUCAGUGGUCACGUUUGCUUUCGAGUGAAAUGCUGUGGCCUGCAUUACACUUGGUCUGCUGUGGCCUAGUUUUUGUUAAUUUUCACAUACUCCCUUUACCCCCUUUUUUAUAGGGAUGGUUUUUGUUCCACAUGGUACCUAGGGCCUCCUCUUGGUUAUUUGUCUUGAUUUAAGUUAUCCACGUUAUUUAGCAUCUUCCUUCAACAGGAAUUUGAAAACCUUUUAAACCAUGUUAGAACAUUGAGCUGGAUUAGGCCAGUCCUUUAGAAUACCACUGAAUUGGGCUCUGACUUAAAGACACUUUCCUUCUAGGAAACUGCUGAGCCACAGCAGUUAACCCUGACUAGACAUCAUGAUAUGUACUCAGUCAGCAUAGUCUCUGAUGCCUUUGUUCACCCAGCCACUGUGAGUCUGUGACUGUCCUGGCCCUCAGGUUGGGCUUAGUCCUGUGGGAGUUACUGUUGCUUUCAGGGCUUGUCACUUUGCCAGAAGAAAUCUGCAUGUGUUUUCUUGAGAGCUAAAUCUUCUACUUUCUGUACAUUCAUCUGAAUUCUACAUAUUUUGCCAUUUGUUUAAUAUCUAGGGUUUUUUUUUUAACUUAAACAAUAUUCAGUUUAAUGUAGCUCAUUUGUUUUUUAAGCCGUCAUGUUUUCCCCUUCAUUUCGUUAAUUUCACCUUUGUUGUGCCUUUGUUGUCCAUUCAUCCAGACUAAAACUCCAGUGAAAGCAAUCAGGUAAGUAUGCUCUUGCUAGUUGAAAUCAAAGAAAGCAGAUGCCCAUUUGUUUUCUCUACCUCUUCCAAGAGCUGCCCAUAUGUAUCUAUAAGACUUUUUUUUUUUUAAGAUUGUUAACUAGUAACAGCUAUUCUGUUAGGUAUCUUUUUUUGCUAGAAAAUAGCUGGUCUGGAAGUGGGCUGUAAAGUAGCAGGAGACAAUCUAAGCUGGCCCUUCCAUUUUGCUCAUGUGUUCUCCUUCUCUGUGCAACUUUAAGUGUUUCUUCACAAGGCACCCGAGGGCCUUUUCCCCUACUGUGGUUUAAGGCUUUGUCCUGAUAUAUCAGAAUUGUUACUUGUUUCACUUUUGGUUUUUUGAGACAGAGUUUCUCUGUGUAUUCUUGGCUGUCCUGGACUCACUUUAUAGACCAGGCUGGCCUUGAACUCACAGAGAUCUACCUGCCUCUGCCUCCUUGAGUGCUAGGAUUAAAGGACUUGCCUCACUUUGCUAAACCCAAGGCUUCCUUGGGCCUUGCCCACUCCCAUGAGCUAUAGUUUUUCUUUGUACAUAGGUCUUUCUCCCCUUAGUACUGUGCACUUCUUUGCAGGCAAGCGAGUGUUGUUCCUUAGUCCACUGUUUGAAUUGUACAAGUGGCUCUGGAAUUUUGCCCAGUUAAAUAUUCUUUUGACUGACAAGUAGCAAAUUGUCAAAUAUUAUUUAUUAUAAUUUAGAUGGUAACAGCAUUUCCAUCAGUUUGGGACACUCAGUGGUUCUCAACCUUCCUAAUGCUUCUCUGCUCUAAUUCAGUCCCUUGUGUUGUGGUGACUCCCAACCAUAGUUAUUUCCUUGCUGCUUCAUAACUGUAAUUUUGCCUCUGUUAUGAAUCAUAAUGUAGAUACCUGUUUUCCGUGGCUACAAGGCAGCUGCUGGGAAAGGGUCAUUUGACACUUGAGGGGUGACGACCCACUGGUUGAGAACCACUGUUCUAAAGUAUCAGACUUCAUAUAAUAAGAGUCUCCAAAGAUGGGUCCCCACUGUUAGUUCCUUUUCUCUUUUCAAGCUUGCUUGAUUAUUUCACGUGUUCAGAUUACCUUUUGUUUGAGGAGAUUAAGUAUAAUUUCUGAGUUUCAAUUCUUGCAGCCAGAAAAUGCUGAGUUAAUCUCAUGAGUGUUUCUGUGAUAAGAACUGGCUUCAUGUUUGUGUAAUUUCUUGAAUAGAGUCUUUGACCUUGGACAUAAUACCUGGCUUAUGAACAUGAGAGCUGCCUCAAACCUUUUAGUUUCAGUAUAUGUGUGUGAGUGUAUACACAUAUACACCCUCAGAAAAACUUAACAAUGGGGUCAUCCAAAGUGAUGAGUGAUUACAUUGUUUAAGUCUCAGAUCUCAGUAAAGACAUUCUUCAUUUGUAGACGUUUUCCUCUUGUGACAUAGUCAGUGUAUUUAAAAUGAAACCUACCCAGUCCUAACUUACCCAUUCAGCUGGUAUGCUGAUAUUUAGGCACUGUGGGGAAUCAUGGGGAAUUCAUUGGCAUCAAUAUAGCUAUCCAUAUACCUCUUCCCUAAACUGUGUACCCAGUGCUGAGGAUAACUUGAAUAACACAUCUCUUUGCCAUGAGAUCAAGCUCCCUAUACUCAAUGCUAGCCUAAAUUAAGGUGACGGGCUUGUCGUAGCCGUAAUCAACAGAAAGGAUUUUUCAAGGCUUCUUGGGGCCUCUGUAUCCUAACCAGCUCAGUGUUACAGUCACAGCUUGCUCCUGUGAAUCUUAGAGUGGACCCAACAUUUCACAAAUGCUUGAGAUGUAGGAUUCCUUGGAAAAAGGGAUGGUAGACAUGAGAUUGUUCAUUAACUCUGUACAUUGGGACAUUGGCAUUUUUCUUUUUUGAGAGAAAAUGACAUUCUACCUUCUCAAAAAGUCUUCAAAAGUGAAUUUGCUCGUCUCUGAUUUGAAAUAAUUAUUGACAACCUUAUUCACAGUCUAAUGAUUUAAGAACAAAGGUGAAACAUUGGAGUUAUGGAAAACGCUGAUUAUUCCACCUUCAAACCAGCUGUUACACUUCCUACCUGUGGCUUUAAGUUCCCUGGCUGGUUACAGUGUUAGUCACUAGAUAACUUCAUGAAUCCAAGACUAUUAAGUUGUGCCCUUUACAAUGUCAGUAGCAUAAGAGUUGCCUUUGGGGGAGCAUUUGUAGAGAUGAAAGUCUCUGUUCUUCAUGGAAAAGGUCCCCAAGAAAAUGCCCUGCCACUGUCAGUGUUGACAUUCAUGGACGGCUCCCACUGAAAGAAACAUGCUGUGAAAGGACCAUCCUGGUCCCCCCUCUCAGGAGUGGAGCCAAUUAUUGGCUUAUAGAGGUAUUUAACAGAGGUUGAUUUAAAUCAGGAGAAUAGUUACAUUUAGCAACUAGGUAACAUGCGUGAAUGUUUAACUUAAAAUCGAUUUCUGGAAGACACCUGACUUCAACCUCUGGCCUCUGAACUUGCCCACAUACUUGAGCACAGACUGAUCCACCCUAUUUAUUGGAAAAACACAGAACUCAGAUUGGGCACACAUUAGAACAGCUUUACCUUGGGCUCCAUUUAUGCUUUUCUUGACCCUGACAGUAGUCUGAGUCUUUUUAUUGGUGGUAGUAAUCUGUAGCACUCAGCACUUUCUAGGUGAGCUAAAUGAAGAGAACCCACACUGACUGACUGACUGACUGACUGACUAGUUUUUUUGGAAACCAAAUCAAACAGUUUCAGAGAUUGCUGGUGGCUCCCGCCCCAAAGCUGGCCUUCCUUGGAGCACAGUACACAGGGGUGUGGCUCUAGACCUUUGCAAAUACCUUCAAACUUACCUGUCUUCAUAUAUGAAACAAGAAUGUGGGAGUGUUGAAGGUGUUGAAGGUUUUCUUAUUUUAAAAGGAUAUAAAGUGAUACAAGAAACUGGGGUGUUCACUUAGCUCAGAAAAUAUCAACACAUGGUAAGGUGCUGUGUAACUGAACAGCAGGAAGCUUGUGAAGUCACGUCUGAAAAUGGGUCUCCAGGGUAAAGUCUGGUGUGCUACCACUAAUUGUGCUUGGUCUCAGUUAGCUAACCCUAAGCUAUUUCCAGGCUUCUAGCCAUUUAACCAGUUUGGAGGAAGUAGCUUUUAGCAGAAGUCUGUUAUUCUUAAACCCAAAUGUACUGGGAAAUUCUCUCUAGACAUGCUAAGGGAUGGUCCGUGACCAGUUACCCUAUCCUGCCUGGGACACGCGUCCCAGAUGGGCAACGCUCCCUGCUAGACUUGAGUGAAUCCUAGGCUUCCCGAGAAGAGUUGUCCUCCUUAGGUGUCUUCAGGAUUAAUCCUCAUGCUAACGUCAUCACAGCUGAUACAGCAUUGGUUGCCCCAUGGCUGUCAACAUUUCCAGUAUUUCCAAGGAUUGACCUAUGUGCUCUGUAAUCCCUUAUUACUCUGGAUGCAACCUAAGGUCUACAGUAACAAGAGUAGCAAACGGAGUUGAGUAUGUAAUGGGAAAGGGGCAGUUAGAUAAUUAGGGAACCAUGUAGGUGUCCUUUGUAUCCUUAUGAGGUGAAGUUUAAAGUUUUUGUAACCCAGAAACAGUGAAAUUACAGAUUUCUUCUCUCAUAAAGGAAAACAUGGUCUUUGAUGCUUUGGUGUCUGUUUUCCAACCUGUCCUACUCAAAAAGCGGGAAUGUGAUACUGUGUUUCUUUUUGGUGAGUGUUGUCUUAAAAUUACUAAACGCCAAAACCAGGUAAAGGAAUCAGUGUCCCGAUAGAGCUGGAGCUGCUUGCUGUCUCAUGUCCUACUCUCAAGGUGCUUACCAGCCAGCCUGAGCGCAGGAGCCAGGGGUUUUCUAAGACGCCAUGGACUUCACUGCGCAGUAUGGCGGACGUGAACCCUGUCCUGUUCCUGGAAGUCCUCAGUGGCUGAUGGCUGUGCACUGUGGUGGAGGUGUUAAGUAUUAUCUGUAAGCCUUCUCUUAAUGAUUGUCAGACAAUGAUGUGGUUUGUUUUUUGUUUUUUGUUUUUUUUUUAAAUUAAACAGAGAGCUGAGGCUUUGUUACAGCUGGUUUCAAGUUAAAAUUGUGGAAUACUUAUUUCCUGUCCACACCAAAUAUUUUAGCCUACUUAAUGUAUUAAAUAGUUCUGCUUAAGAAAAUGUUGCUAAAUGUUCUGUGAUUUCUGGUCGAUUUUUAUACAGAUAUGUGUGCAUCUCUAUAUGCAUUCACUUUCUACCUUUGCUCUGUGUUAAUAGUACUGUUGGCCUUGGAAUUGGAAGGUGGACAAUUUUCCUAGCAUUAAAAGAAAUAUUUGAGUUA